AUGAAGAGGUUAUCACUUCUUACAGCAGUCUGUGUGGUAAUGCUGGUGAUGCUAGUGAAAGAAGCGCCUAUUGUAACAGGGGCAGUAGAUUGUAACCCUUUUGUGUUAAUCCCAUGCGCACCGGUCCUCUUGGGUCAACCACCAAACACCGAGUGUUGCAAUGCACUGAAGACGCUGAACAGUUGUCUGUGUGUCUUCUUAACUGAUCCACAGCUUGCACAGUAUCUUCCUCUUGCAGAAAAAGAAAAGCUCAAGGAAUUUAUAAACUUUACGCUUCAUUAUAUUGCUGACUUGGAUAUCCCAAUAAAAAGGGGAACAUUUAUAGAAUUCCGAAGUGGGAUGAUCAAUGUCUCACCAAUUGGGAGGAACUGCAGCCAAGAAGAAAGGGAUGAAUUUGAAAAGUACGACAAGGUUCACAACGUACGCCCAAAAAUGGUGGCUGUGCUCCGGGAGAAGUUUGCCCACCUUAACCUGACAUUUUCAAUUGGAGGACAAAUAAGCUUUGAUGUUUUCCCACAAGGUUGGGACAAGACAUACUGCUUGAGAUACCUUGAUGAUUUUUCUGAAAUCCACUUUUUUGGUGACAAAACUUACAAGGGAGGGAAUGAUCAUGAAAUUUACGAAUCAGAAAGAACUGUAGGCCACACAGUUACGAGUCCUGAAGAUACAAUGCAGCAGUGCAAAGCUCUGUUCUUGGCAAACCCAUGAGAUGUCUUGAACACUUUUGCUGUGAAUUAUUAUAUUAUUCAUUGGAGAUACAUUUUUCAAGUACCUGAAAGUGAAUGUGUAGAACAGGAAUUCCUACUCAAGGAUGUAUUUGCAGAUACGCAAAAUUAUUGAACAAACUUUUUGUCUAUGUUUGAAAUAAUACAGUUGUACCACAUCCAAUUAGACUAAAAUCGAGUUUUCUUUGUUCCGACA
Carica papaya (papaya) is the source of this 921-nucleotide messenger RNA. NCBI's taxonomy places the organism in Eukaryota, Viridiplantae, Streptophyta, Magnoliopsida, Brassicales, Caricaceae. The record is from RefSeq and is a predicted model, not a curated record.